This is a messenger RNA of Verruconis gallopava, 1688 nucleotides long. RefSeq lists its product as uncharacterized. The record is from RefSeq and is a predicted model, not a curated record. Gene Ontology annotation, molecular function: protein binding. NCBI's taxonomy places the organism in Eukaryota, Fungi, Ascomycota, Dothideomycetes, Venturiales, Sympoventuriaceae. The coding region runs from base 94 to 777 and encodes 227 amino acids. The transcript has a single exon.
CUUUCAUUCUCUGGCGAAUUCUACUGUUAGCCCGCAAUAAAUUCACCUAGUUCGAAUCUUUUUUGGUACGUACAGCGGAAUUGGCCAGCGAAAAUGUCGCCGCGAAGUAAGAUAGAUAUACUGUUAAAUUUGGUGCCGGAUUCACCAGCAUCCAUCAUACAACACUUGGAAAAUGAACCUGGGCUUGCAGCUGCUCAAGAUUCCCAUGGAUAUUCACUGCUACAUGCUGCAGCUUCGUAUGGGCAGCUUGAUCUGCUGAGAACCCUCAUCGGAAAAUUCAAGGUCCCGGCAAAUAUUACAGAUGAAGACAGUGAAACUCCGCUUUUCUAUGCUGAGAAGGUAGAAGUCGCAGAGGCACUGCUAGAGCUCGGUGCGGAUCUGUCACACAAGAACCAAGAUGGGCAGACCGCCGAGGAGAAAAUUGAUAAUGAAGAAGAAUUCCCACUCGUUGCUGCUUUCUUGCGACGAAAAUGCGCGGAUUUGAAUGGCCAUCCUAAUAGGGGAGUUGAUGGAUCGUCUUCUGAUGGGUCAAUGUCCCAUCCACCACCUUUACCGGAAGGUAUCAAGGUGAAUAUUGGGACGAUGUCGGAGCCAGAAGGUGAAGCACCAGAUCCGGAGUUUCGACGAAGGAUAGAAGAGCUUGCUUCGAGAGAAGACUUCCAAAGCGAAGAGGGCCAAAGGAAGCUACGAGAGUUGGUCACUGAGGCAGUCACAGGUCUCCGAGAGGGUGCUGGCCAAGACGAGCGAGCGGCGACAAGAAGACGAGUCGAGGAGUAAAUUCGGCCUCUCGGCCAGGUUCUGACGAACGGAAUCAUAAAGCCAUCAUUGCCUACUUCAGGUGGAUACGAAUGAAAAAAAUGAAAGGGCUGAGUUGUGUGUCACAUAUGUCAGACCAUUCAGGAAUGACUGAUGAGAGACGAUUACACUGAAAACCGAAUUGGCCUACUUAGCAACUACAACAUUUCAGUGCCCUUACACAAUGUCAUAUCGCUCAACUGCUGCAGAAGGCCUUACACAAGAACUGCAAGAGUUCAAAAGACUCGAAAGUCAAGGCUACAAGUGUCCAAUGAGGCAUAUGAAACAGUAGUGCAAUGUCGAAGUGGAACACGGAAGUACAGAUGAGCUUCCGAAGAACUAGAAGAAAAUGAAUGGUCUAAAUUUUAUCAUUAUCGUGACUGUGAUUAUCAGUCAUGAAACAGUCGGUUCACAUCUUGAUUAGAUCUAAUUCGAACUUAAGUAUUGAUUUAGCCGACUGGUUGCUCCAUGAGAAGAAAAACACGCAGUGAUUAUUGAUAUACGCUAGUACUUUGCUGUUCCAGGCAGCGGUACCGCCAUAGCAAAGGUUCAUAUUCACUACAUACGAGCGAAACUUUACACGUGGCAUUUUUUUCGUUCAGGGAAGAGAUCGAAAGAACAAGAGAAUGUCAAAUUCUAUUUGCGUUAACGCAACGGAGGCCAUUCAUUUCAAAAACGUAUUGCACUCAUACAAGGGCAGUAGUUGAAGAAAUGUGAAGGUUCUAAUAGGACCUGUGAGACCACAUAUCUAUUUGGUGGCUGAAGAUAAUAUGGUUCACCAUCAAGUGCCAUGAACGGAAGGACAUUUAAAGGUUCGAACAAAGGAUGGCAAAUAACUUAUUUUCAUAAUGUCAUCAGAUUGAUUAAGUAUGCGCAAUCAUAGCUCAUUAGUG